AUGAUGAACCGAGCCAUACUACGUAAGAACUACACCGGCCUGGACGAAAUGCGGACACAGCAAGGAACUAGCGGCCGGUUUGUCUCUCUGCGCGUGGAGAAGACUCCUGCUGUGUUUAUGAUACAGACCGUGCACAUCGUCAUGUCCUACUCUGUGCUGCUCUGGCGCAAUAUUUUCAGCGGUGUGCCGGCCAUGGGCACGCGGCCGUCGGGUCUCGAGGAACGCGAUGGAGAAAUUUGUCUACAACGUAAAUGGGCCGCUUUACGGAUUAAUGGCAAGGCCGCCAUACCUGUACCAAGGGCAACCCAAAACCCGGGAAAUUCACAGCGCUACCAAAAUUCGUCGGUGAAGCGAGCAACCCGAAGGAUCACCGGGAAAAGAGCAGCUGGUUUUUGGAGUGGAUGUUUUCCCUGUCGCAGGACGUUGCUGGCGACGAUGGCGGCCAUCAAUGCGGGUUGCGUGGAAGGCAACGUGGUGGUUGACAUGCCAUCGGGUUUGAAGUGCGCGUGGUACAACCUGACGCACCCUGCUCAGUUUGCGAUACUGCUUCUGAUGGUGGGUCUCGUGAGUUUUGUCAACCGGCUAUUCAACGAGGCUGAUAAGGUGAUGUACACUCGAUUGUCCCGCGCCACCGACGCUUGGAUGGACGAGAUGAGGCAUACACGCCGGGGGCAUCAGCCGGUGGCAACCUAAAAUGUUCCACGAGACGGGGAUGACUGACGUUGAAUAUUCGGGGCUCGAGGCAUGUUAUCUUAACCAUGGCGUUCGUCGUGAUGUAAGCCAGGGACCACGGUGUACGGAGAGGAAGAGCUAAGAACAUGUCAUCUAGUUCGCACGCCUGAGGACCCGUCAAAGCCACUCACUCUGAGAACCGAGCUGGGGUACGUCCAAACUUGCAUGAUUCUAACACAUUAAGCAUCGGAGUGAAUUGCAUUGCUGGUUGCACCUUGCAGAACGUGCUAGAGAUCCGCCAACAUGUAGCCAUGCGAACCCGCGCUAUUAGUUUCAGGAGGGGAGCGACUGGUGUGCGAAAAGCCGUUCACGUGGCAGCGGGGUGCUUGAAUUUUUUGUGAAUUUUUUUUUCUCUUGAGACGAAGGAUGUACCACAACAUGGACGCGGGGUACGGCAAAAAGCCUUAGUGCUGUUGUAGACGGAAGCAAGCGCACGAUCGGGUGUGACCUCCUCGCCUCUUCGUUUCCUACACGACAUAGCACACUUUUGACGAUUCACGUGGACAGUAACUCGGGGGCACCCCGUUCAGCGCUCGUUUGCUCUUCUAGGUUGCGAUCCGACCGCAGUUGUCAUUUUUUGUUUUGUUGGGGGUGUCAAUCCAUCUAGUCGGAUAUCACUAGAUUCUUCACUCAAAGUUGAAAAGUCGAUGACACCGAUUUCGGUUCGGCGUGAAUGCGCUGGCAUUUAAGUAGACCAAGUUGGCAGACUGAGCGCUCGUCUGUGGCGACUCGCUUGUAUGUUCGUUGUUGUCGAAUCAAGCACCGCCCGUUCCAAAUAUCGACCGCAGCACCCACGACACACCGGUAUCCAUAGAUAGUGUUGUUCGUCGGGUGGGAAUAUCGUCCCGCCGAUGAUGUGCUGUUCUACUGUUCGCUACAACCAAACGCCUUGCUGUCACCAGUUCAUCUUGCGGUUCAGCAGUACGUUACGGGGGCUAGGGGCUUUCUUCCAAUCCUUGUGUGAAGGAAUCUACCGUUUAGAGCUCUUGAACUCUUUGCAAACCAAUCAACCGGUGCCAUAUUCUGCAGCGGUCUGCCGGUUACGUAGCUACGUCGGCUUGGACCAUCUGUCAAUUCCACUCGCCGGGACAAUGGGCUGAAACAACGACUAGCGAAUGAUGUUCGAACAGAGGAAAUGGGUCCGGGGGGAGGGGAUGAGUGACAAACCUUGCAUGCCACGUUGUCUCCACAGUACGAAACGCGUGUCCUUCACGUGAUCCGUUGGCUAGAGGGAGGCAUUCCGCUCUUCUUUGUACCUAUGUAGCAUAACGAUCGAAUUUUUGAUGACCCGGUGUCUGCACUUGUCGAGGGUUAUCAAUUUCGGGGUUCCCCGACCUUCGUUGCUUUU
Ectocarpus sp. CCAP 1310/34 is the source of this 2080-nucleotide messenger RNA. NCBI's taxonomy places the organism in Eukaryota, Phaeophyceae, Ectocarpales, Ectocarpaceae. The record is from the annotation of a GenBank genome assembly.